CUCUUUUCUGGUGACAUCAACAGAGUGAGAGAGAGAGAGAGAGAGAGAGAGAGAGAGAGGAUUUUGGGGGAAACCUAAGUACAAAUCUGUCUGCCUCUCACUCUCACAAGCUCCAGGGGUACCAGUCUGUGUUGCGCCUCUGCUCUCUCAACUUUUUUUUUUAUCAUUAGAACUCCUCUGUAACUCUCACUUUUUUGAUUCCUUGGCAGCGGAGGGAUGUUCUCUGGAAGGAGGUUACACCCGAGCUGAACGUUUUCACCUUGGAAAGUUUAAGAGUCAGGCUGAUAACUUCUCGGAGAGUUUGUGAAUGGGGAGCAUUUGAGGAGACUUUUACGCAUCGAGUUGAGUGGCGCACGGUAGACUGUUUUAAAAGAAAACUUUUUUUCUUUGUGAGUGUCACAUCCAAAUCCUCAAUUUCUCCAUUUUCUUCAAUGGCAAGGGAGCGUUUUAAGGAGAUUCUGACAGAUCGAGUCUCUUGAGAGAAACUUUGGUGAACUUCUGCAACAGCGAACUCGAUUUGAUUUCGGCUCCCAUCACUUCUUUUUUUAAUUCUACCACACAGUGGUACGGCCUCUCCUGACCUUUUUCGGGAUCCUUACUUCCACAACGUGUGCCCCCACCCCCAUCCCCUCCCGCGGAUUUUCAAUUAACUUCGGUUUGGAAGUAAUUAAAGUGGAUAUCAUGCCUCCGAUCGGACCGGAGAAGCGGGCUGCGCUUUGCCGGGUUUGGGCUCUGGCUUUUGCGCUGCUGAUGUGCGCUGCUUCGGUGACUGGAUGCCCACACAAGUGCAGCUGCUCUGGGUCGCAUGUGGACUGCCAGGGUCUGGGUUUGAAGACCGUGCCUAAAGGAAUACCGAGGAAUGCCGAGCGCCUGGAUUUGAACAGAAACAACAUCACCAGAAUCACUAAAGUGGACUUCUCUGGCAUCAAGAACCUCAGGAUUCUUCACCUGGAGGACAACCAAAUCAGUGUUAUCGAGAGAGGAGCCUUUCAGGACCUCAGACUGCUGGAGAGACUUCGUCUGAACAGAAACAAACUCCAGUUUCUCCCAGAGCUUCUCUUCCAGUCCAACCCCAAACUAGGACGACUAGACCUCAGUGAGAACCAGAUUCAGGCGGUUCCAAGGAAAGCUUUCAGAGGAAUCACAAGUGUCAAGAACCUGCAACUGGACAGCAACCACAUCAGCUGCAUCGAAGAUGGAGCUUUCCGAGCGCUGCGCGAUCUGGAGAUUCUCACCCUCAACAAUAACAACAUCACCCUCAUCCCCCUGUCGAGCUUCAACCACAUGCCCAAGCUGCGGACACUGCGUCUGCACUCCAACAAUCUCCACUGUGACUGUCACCUGUCCUGGCUCUCUGAUUGGCUCAGAGCCAGGCGGGGCUUGGCUCCCUUCACCCAGUGCAUGGUCCCUGCCCACAUGAGGGGCCUCAAUGUCCCAGAUGUGCAGAAGAAGGAUUUUGUCUGCAAUGGUCCAGCACAGACAGAGUCGAGGACUUGUGUUCCUCAGGUAGCUGUGUGUCCAGCCAGCUGCAGCUGUAACAACAACAUAGUGGACUGUCGUCGUAAAGGCCUUACUGAAAUACCAGCCAACCUCCCUGAGGGCAUUGUGGAGAUUCGUUUGGAGCAGAACUUGAUUAAAAGUGUCCCUGCAGGAGCCUUUUCUGCCUACAAGAAGCUCAAGAGGAUUGACUUGAGUAAGAACCAGAUUUCUGACAUUGCUGCUGAUGCUUUCAGCGGCCUUCGGUCACUCACCUCACUGGUGUUGUAUGGCAACAAGAUCACAGAGCUGCCCAAGGGAUUGUUUGAUGGACUGGUUUCCCUGCAGCUACUGCUGCUGAAUGCCAACAAAAUUAACUGUUUGAGAGUCAACACCUUCCAAGACCUACAGAACCUCAACCUGCUGUCGCUGUACGACAACAAACUGCAAACAAUCAGCAAAGGACUGUUCACCCCUCUGCGCUCCAUCAAGACUCUCCAUCUGGCCCAGAAUCCCUUUAUGUGUGACUGUCACCUGAAGUGGCUGGCAGACUACCUGUUUGACAACCCUAUUGAGACCAGUGGAGCGCGCUGCAGCCACCCCAGAAGGCUGGCUAACAAACGCAUCAGCCAGGUUAAAGGCAAGAAGUUCAGGUGCACAGGUCAGGAGGACUAUCGUAGUCGCCUGAGUGGGGAGUGUUUCCAGGAUCUAGUGUGUCCUGAGAAAUGUCGCUGUGAAGGCACCGUGGUCGACUGCUCCAAUCUCAAACUGACCCGUGUACCUCCACACAUCCCUGAACACACCUCAGACCUGAGGUUAAACGACAAUGAGAUUGCCGUCCUGGAGGCUGCAGGAACGUUUAAGAAGCUGCCUAACUUGAAGAAGAUCAACCUGAGCAACAACAAGCUGAGGGACAUCCGUGAUGGUGCGUUUGAUGGAGCAGGUGGAGUUUUGGAGCUUCUGCUGACAGGGAACAAGCUAACUGGACUGCAGGGACGCAUGUUCAGAGGCCUCAUUGGCCUGAAAACUCUAAUGCUGCGGAGCAACCAGAUCAGCUGUAUUGACAACAGUACAUUCACGGGUCUGAGCUCUGUGCGUUUGCUGUCGCUAUAUGACAACAGGAUCUCCAGCAUCGCCCCAGGAGCCUUCUCCACCCUGCAUUCCCUGUCCACCAUUAACCUCCUGUCCAACCCAUAUGUGUGUGAUUGUCAUUUGGCCUGGUUGGGUCAGUGGCUGAAGAAGACCAGGGUGGUCAGUGGAAACCCUCGCUGUCAGAAACCAGCCUUCCUGAAGGAGAUCCCCAUCCAGGACGUGGCCUCCCCAGACUUCACAUGCGACGGUGCUGAGGAUAAUGGUUGUCUUCCUGCGUCUGGUUGUCCUGACGUCUGCACGUGCUCAGAUGGCGUGGUGCGAUGCAGCAACAGAGGGCUGCACUCUCUGCCCAAGGGCAUUCCCAAGGACACCACGGAGCUUUACCUGGAGGGUAAUAUGCUGACAUCUGUGCCCAAGGAGCUGGCAGUCCUGAAGCAGCUGUCACUGGUGGAUCUGAGCAACAACAGCAUCAGCACAUUGGCCUCGUAUACCUUCAGCAACAUGACUCAACUAGCCACACUUAUCCUGAGUUAUAACCAGAUUCGCUGCAUCCCAGUUCAUGCCUUCGACGGGCUCAAGUCACUUCGCCUGCUCACUCUCCAUGGUAACGACCUUUCAACCAUACCAGAAGGAGCUUUCAACCACCUCACCUCUCUGUCCCACUUGGCUCUUGGUGCCAACCCCCUGUACUGUAACUGUGACCUGCGCUGGCUCUCUCAGUGGGUCAAGGCUGGCUUUAAAGAGCCUGGUAUUGCUCGUUGUACUGGACCUCCUGACAUGGCUGACAGGCUACUGCUCACCACACCACUCAACAGAUUUCAGUGUAAAGGUCCAGUAGAUAUCAGUCUGAUGUCAAAGUGUGCCCCCUGCCUGGCAGCACCCUGCCAAAACAAUGGUACCUGUGUUUCCGAUGCUACUGGAUCAUACCACUGCACCUGUCCGUAUGGAUUCAAGGGUCAAAACUGUGAAAUACCCAUCAAUGCCUGUAUUAGUUUCCCCUGCUCUAAUGGAGGAACCUGCCACAUUCAGCAUGGCCAUGAAGACCACUUCAGCUGUGUGUGUCCGCCAGGUUUCGAGGGCCAACGUUGUGAGAUAAACCCAGACGACUGUGAAGACAACGACUGUGAGAACAACUCCACCUGCAUCGACGGAGUCAACAACUACACCUGCAUCUGUCCACCCAACUACACAGGUGACCUGUGUGAGGAGGUGAUUGACCCUUGUCUCCAUGGUUUCGACCCCUGUCAGCACGACUCAAAGUGUGUCCAUGUUGGCCGCAGUUACAGGUGUGAGUGUUUACCGGGCUAUGUGGGCCAACACUGUGAGCAGGACUAUAAUGACUGUCUGGAGAAUAAGUGUCAACAUGGAGCAGAGUGCGUGGACGCUGUCAACGGCUAUACCUGCGUCUGUAAAGAGGGUUUCAGCGGACUGUUCUGUGAGAACCCUCCACCAAUGAUCUUGCUGCAGACCAGCCCCUGCGACCAAUCGGAUUGCCAGAACGGCGCUCAGUGCCUGGUGGUUGCUGGGGAGCCCAUCUGCCGCUGCAUGCCCAGUUUCUACGGCAACAAAUGUGACAAGAUGGCCACUGUUCACUUCCUGGGUCGGGAUGGGUAUGUGGAGCUGCCCGGCGCAAAGCUCCGUCCCACCGCGCAUAUUUCAUUACAGGUGGCUACAGAUAAAGACAACGGUAUUUUGUUGUAUAAGGAGGACCAUGACCCAAUGGCACUGGAGCUGUACCAGGGACACAUACGACUCAUCUACGAUAUCGCCAACUACCCACCCACCACUGUAUAUAGCGUGGAGUCUGUGAAUGACGGACUUUUCCACACUGUUGAGUUGUUGAUUCAGAACCGUUCACUGAGCCUGGUGGUGGAUAAUGGUGCCCCCAAGAGCCUGGGCAAGCUUGCACGCCAGCCCUCCGUCGACCACAACACCCAACUCUACAUAGGAGGUGUACCAUCUCAGGUGGUGGCCACAGGUCUACGACCUGGCCCUGAACGUUCCCCUCAGGCUUUUAAUGGCUGCAUCCACAAUGUCCGAAUCAAUGGUGAGCCUCAAGACCUGAGUUACCAAGCCGCAGGAGGAUCGCGACCACAAGGGGUCGAGGGCAAGCGUGAUGCCAUUCUUGCAGGGUGUCAUUCCUGCAGUGUGUGUGCCCAGGGUGCGUGCAGGGAGGGAGGAGAGACGGGGGUGACAUGUGAUUGUCCUCCAGGACGCAGCGGGGUCCUGUGUGACCAGACGACAGCACCCAGCCCCUGUCAGAACAGCAGAUGUGUACAUGGUCUGUGUGUGCCAAAGGGUCAGUCCUAUAGUUGCAAGUGCAGUGAAGGCUACCAGGGUCAGUACUGUGAUCGACGGCAGGAGCCUCCAGCCUGCAGGGGGCAUCGCUGCGGACACGGGGAGUGUCGUGUGUCAGAGGGAGGAGAGCCCGUCUGCCACUGUCAGCCAGGGUACACCGGACCUACCUGUGACACAGUGCUUACAUGUCAAGGAGAGAUGGUGAGGGAGCAGCUGAAGAGCCACCACCCGAUGAGAACAUGUACAUCCACCAGCAAGAUUCCCCGCAUGGAUUGUCCCCGAUCCUGCCAGGCCGCAGCACCCCCAGGUGUUUGCUGUGGCGUCACCAAGAGCAGAAGGAGAAAGGCAGUUUUCCGCUGCACCGACGGCACCUCGUACUCCGAGGAGAUGGAAACUGCUCUGGAAUGUGGCUGCUCCAAGUGCCCGUUGUAACAGCACCACAGUUUGUUAGUUUGUUUUGCAACACCCACCGCUGCCAUUUUGUGAAUUCUACAUGUCAAUAAGGCUGUCGCUCUGAGAUUUUUCCACGUUGACGAGCACCACCAUUAUGUGAUUUUGUUUUUACACAUUCAGUUUGACCGCCGCCAAUUUGCUGCCAAGAGAAAAAACAAACAAAAACAAAAAUGGGACAUGUGUGCGUGUUUUUUGACAGAGAGAAAAUAUAUUGUAAGAUAUAAGUGAGAAAAAACAUAGAACUUAUUUUUAUUAUGGAUUUUUUUUUCUAAAAGAUGAUAAAAGGACUGAUAAGUUGUUUUUUAAUAUGUUGAUUAUAUAUUGUGUUACAUAGUAUGAAAAGUUAUUUUGUACCUUGUAAGGAGAAAACAUACACAGCAAAAUAGAUUAACAUUCCUUAAAAGUAUAUGAAUUUAUAUGUAUGUAUAAAUCUAUAUAAAUAUAUACCCUAACCCAAUGAAUUUUAUAUUUUCAAAGUGUAUUUGCAUGAUGUUAAUGUGAGUGCUGAUGUGUGGGAGGCUUUGGACACUGAGAGAGGAGGGCUGAGAGAGAAGAGCUCCCUUGAUUCCACAACAAGGAAAAGGUGGCGGUAUUUUGUUUCCCUCUCUCUUGGAGAAAAAAAGGAAACUGUAUGUGCCUAGCAAACCUGCUUCACUAUAUAAUGGACAUCAUCCUCACAUGUGAGUUCUUUGAGAAAACAUAAAAGACUCUUUCCACAGAGAUGAUAUAACAGGUUGUUCUAAUAUUGUGUUAUUCUUUAGUUUGCUGUUGCACACCAGACUUGGAGCCACAUGAGGUUUGACACGAAAAUCUGAAAGACAUUUGAUUAAUAUUAGAAAUUAAACAUUAUACAUCAGGAAUUCCCAUUCAAAUCAGCAAUAGUGAAAUUAUACUGUAGAUUCAGCAUCAUGCUGAUUCUAUAAUUAUUAGCUACUGAGAUUUAAAAUGUGUUUUAAAACAGAUACCAAGGCAAUCCCUGAUGAGUCAUGAGAGCUCAUAGCUUAGGUUCAGGUGGAAACAAGAAGCCAUUUUUAAUCAAACCAAACAUUCACAUAAUAAACAAGUUUUUUUAAGGAGUAACUUAAUGCCAGGCUGAAAAGCAGUGUUUCAAUGUUUUAAGUGUGCAUCACUGCUGAGUGUAGUUGGUUGUGGUCAGAAGUACUGUAUGCUUUGUUGCACCUGUAACCACCUCCAACAGUGAUGUGACAGUGUACUGACACACCCUGGGGUGCACUUCAGCAUCACUGCAGCACGUUGAGAUGUUAAAUCACUGGAGCAAAAACAACAUUUUCAGCUGGUUUAUGUUGCUCUUUAAAUAGCUGCUUCACAUGAGAAGAUUUUUUUGAGUGUUGAAUAAAGCCAUUAUGCCAAAGUCAACUGUAUUUGCCUUAACAUAAGUAUGUCAAAAAUGAUUGACUGAAAAAUUGUUGAUUGUUGACAAAGUUCAAGUGCCUUGGUGUAGUUAUAUUUUUAAAUUCAAAAAUGUUGCUGCAACAUUGUCAGCGGCUGCUACUGAAUAUUUGAUCAUUUUGGAUGGAUAAAGGCAUUGUUAUGUCGCAUGUGGCAGUUGACACCGGUCUCCAUGACAACACAAUCAAAAAUCUAUGGUGGCCUUCUUUAGUUCCCAAAGGGAAUGUACUUACAUUCAAUAAAUAUCCCUCUCUCCUAAUCAGGUUGUGUGGGCAGGCCCUAUGAAAUGUGUAGAAAUUCUAAAGCAAUUGAAACAAUUUAAUUGAGUCAAAACAAGAGAAGCCUUAAUCACGCCACAGUCCUUUUGGUAUGAAUUAUUUGUGGUAGAAAGUAUAUCUUCAUAGCCUCAUGUUGAAUGUGAAAUUGCCAGAUCAACAAGAACCCAUUUCUUUUUUCCCCUCUUACAGUGUUAAUGUGUGAUGCAUUCAGUGUGUUACAUGAUAACAUUAUAUAAUGCAGAUUGUUUGGUGGACCAUGGUGUGCUUUAAGGUGCAUACGGAAAAACUAUUUUCAGUUUUAAGUUUAAAGUGAAGCUUUUUGAUAAUUUGUUAAUGUUUUAAAUUUUCCACAUUGACAGUGUGGGGUGGAGGUUUAAAAAAGUGACUUGCAGUCAUUGACCAAAAGACAGAGUGCUCCAAUCUGAUCACAGCAAACCUCCACAUUAACGACUCAGUUGCCUGCUGCAUCAAUGUAGCUUCUGUAACUUUGUCACAUGAAAGAAUCCGAUUUGGACCAAGGUACCACAACACAGCUGAAAAAAAAAACUUUCCAUAGAUGACUAACAUUAUUAAAAGUAUAACAAAAGACUAUAAUGUAACUACUACUGUAUUGUUUACUUUAUACAUUGUUGCUUUGUUUACAAUAGGUGCAAAAUUGUCACACUUUUACAGUUAAUUUACAGCUCUACUAUUCUGGGUUUGAGACAUGUCAGUAUUGUCUUUGUCUGUCAAUGUCAGUUUACACACCUUCUGUUUCUUCUACCUGAUCCUUCUUCUCACUUCGUGUCUUCAUGCCUGUCCCUUCCCCUCCCUGCUUCUCUCUGCCUUUGUCCCUGCUUUGUCUCUGCCUUUUCAUUCUUUGCUUCCAUUCCUGUUUUCACAACAAUUUGAGCUUUUAUCUUUUGCCCCCUUGCUCUGUUCAUCUCCUCUUUUCCUGACCCUAGUUCUCCAUUGUGAACAGAAUCAAACACCUUAGUUAUUAGUUAUUGACAAUAAAAAUAACCGUUAAGUCAGCCAUUUCCAUUACCCAGCUCUUAGGUUAAGAAAAACACGAAUAUGUGAGUAAUGAUAAUUGAUACUUAUGUUGAAUGUUAAAAUUAAACUACCAUUGAAACUAUA
Messenger RNA from Siniperca chuatsi (mandarin fish), 8126 nucleotides. It is a transcript of the gene slit3, whose product is annotated as slit homolog 3 (Drosophila). Gene Ontology annotation, biological process: axon guidance; negative chemotaxis. The coding region runs from base 682 to 5298 and encodes 1538 amino acids. The transcript is spliced from 38 exons. NCBI's taxonomy places the organism in Eukaryota, Metazoa, Chordata, Actinopteri, Centrarchiformes, Sinipercidae. Gene Ontology annotation, molecular function: heparin binding; calcium ion binding; Roundabout binding. The record is from RefSeq and is a predicted model, not a curated record.